Chinchilla lanigera (long-tailed chinchilla) is the source of this 1835-nucleotide messenger RNA. RefSeq names its product T-cell surface glycoprotein CD1c3-like. Gene Ontology annotation, biological process: immune response; antigen processing and presentation, endogenous lipid antigen via MHC class Ib; antigen processing and presentation, exogenous lipid antigen via MHC class Ib. The coding region runs from base 372 to 1370 and encodes 332 amino acids. The transcript has 7 exons. Lineage: Eukaryota; Metazoa; Chordata; Mammalia; Rodentia; Chinchillidae. The record is from RefSeq and is a predicted model, not a curated record. Gene Ontology annotation, molecular function: exogenous lipid antigen binding; lipopeptide binding; endogenous lipid antigen binding. Gene Ontology annotation, cellular component: external side of plasma membrane.
GGCAUUUACUUCACUCAAAGGAAUUCUUUGGUUGUAUUUCCUACGGAUACUUCCAGUUGGAGAUUUAAGAGUGACGCCCGGAAGGCUGUAAGAAUUAGGAUUAUUUCGAUUUCACAUGCUGUGUGGAAAGCGCAUUCAAAGCUGAGGAUAACUCUGAGACGAAACAUGGGGGCGGUCACCAGAGGCAUUUCCAACCGUCUCCCCUACAAAGCUCCCGCGUCAGUGUACAGCGGUUUACUUAAAGCCAUCAACGGCCAGUAGAGGAGGUUGUUGGUAGAAGAAGAAAGUUACACCCACAUGAAAUAGUACAUUUGUUGAGAUUUGACGCGAAUGCCCAGCUUUGGUAAGAAGAGGAGACAUCUAUAGAUGACAUGCUGUUUCUACAAUUUCUGUUCUUGGAUGUUCUCCUUCCAGGCAGUAACAACGCACAUGUGGUCGAGGAACACAUCUCAUGGUACCUAAUCCAGAUCUCAUCAUAUGCCAACCAAUCAUGGGUACAAAAUCUUGGCUCAGCUUGGCUGGGUGAAUUGCAGACUCAUGGCUGGGACAGUGAAUCAGGCACAAUAAUUUUCCUGCACACCUGGUCCCGGAGCAACUUCAGCAAUGAAGAAUUGGUAGAUAUGCAGGUGCUAUUCCAUGUCUACUUUGCUGGAUUAACUCAGGAGGUACAAAACUACGCCAGUCAAUUUCAGUUCAAAUGUCCCUUUUACCUACAGGUGAGAGCUGGCUGUGAGCUGCAUUCUGGAAAGAGCUCGAAAGGCUUCCUCCAUGCAGCUUUUAAUGGAUCAGAUUUCCUGAGUUUCCAAAAUGCAUCAUGGGUGCCAGCUCCUCAGGGAGGGAGUAGGGCCCAGAAGGUCUGUGAUUUACUCAACCCUUAUAAAGGCAUCAAGGAAAUAGCAUACAACCUCAUCAGAAACAUGUGCCCCCGUUUUGUUUUGGGUCUCCUGGAUGCAGGAAAGAUGGAUCUUCAAAGACAAGUGAGGCCGGAGGUUUGGCUUUCCAGUAGCCCCAUCCUUGAGUCUGGCCAACUGUUGCUGAUUUGUCACAUCUCUGCUUUCUACCCAAAGCCUAUUUGGGUAAUGUGGAUGCGAGGUGAACGGGAACAACGGGGCACUAAACAAGAUGAUAUUCUUCCCCAUGCUGAUGGGACAUGGUAUCUUCGGGUGACCCUGAAUGUGUCAGCUGAAGAGGCAGCUGGACUGUCUUGUCGAGUGAGACACAGCAGUCUAGGAGACCAGGACAUCAUCCUCUACUGGGGACACGGCCUUUCUGUGACCUUGAUUACCUUGGUAGUGGUAGUGCUCCUGGUGCUUCUGAUAGUUCCUGUGUUGUGGUAUAAGAAACGUUGCUCAUAUCAGGGUAUCUCAUGAGAUACCUACUUCUGCCUCCUCCAUGGUAACAAGAAGCCAAAUUCCAGGAACUUUGGACAGCAUUAUGAGGACAUCCUUUCUACAGUCUAUUUAAACUGUUGCUCUUUUUGCAUAAUAAUCACUUGUUAAUGUGGCUUAGUUUCUGGAACUCUCUAGGACAGCAUCUCCAUUUUUGUCAGUAGUAUGAAACCAUCGAUUGACAUUCCUGGUGUCACUUUGUGCAGAGAUCUUCCCAACCCUUGUGUGCGAAGCAGCCAUUCCCUUCUCUGAGCCCAGAGAGCCCUUCAGCUGCACUCUGCUGCAAGCCUGCCUCUUUUGCUGCUUGAAUUGCUCUUACCCAGGACUUCCUUCCUCUUUUUAUUUUAAGUUCCUUGAGUGUAAGGACCAUGACAAGGGUACCUUUCCUGCAUGUAAUCUAUAUUCAAUGGGAAACUACUAAUAAUAAACUAAUAAUAAUAAAAAUAA